AUGACGCGCCGUUCUGCACGAUUAGCAAGCCUGUCCCAGGCGCCAGAGUCUCCCGUCAAAGAACCUUCAUCCAGAUCGACGUCUACCCUUCAGUCCGUCUCCGAAACCCAGAGCGCCGAGCCAGAAACCCUCCCCGCACCUCGACGCCGCAAGAGUCACGCCGCAGCCUCGUCACCAAUGCGCGUCCCAAGGACCCCGGGCAAGUCGUCGCCCGUCAAACUGCCCAUGUCCGAGAUGCAUCCCAGCAAAGUCCAUCCGACCAUGGCUCACGCCCCUUCGUCUGGCUUGCGCUUGGGCUUUACUGACAUCAAGCCAAACACCAACCGUGACGAUGACCUUCCCCCCAUCGCCCAGUCCACUCCCACAAAAAUCUCGGUCCCCCAGUCCGACUUCACCUUCCGCCGUGUCGCCCAAUCAGCAGCCGGCAUAGCCCUCAGUACGCAAGCCCAGAGCAUGAUGGAGGACAUCCGCAAGGAAGCCGAGAAGUACAAGGACGAGAUCCGCCAGCGCGAAGCCGAAAGGGAAAAGGAGGAACAGGCCAACCGCAAGAUCGCAAAGGCUACCGGCAAAGCAAGUCGCUUCAGCGAAGUUCACAUGGCUCAGUUCAAGAAGAUGGACUCGAUCGAGAAUCACCCCUCCGUCCUCCGAGCUCAAAAGGGCCGCGUUCCCGAUCCUCUCAAGAAGGGCGUCAAGCGAUCCCAAUCCAAGGCAAAUCUCGACGACACCGACCCAAGCCGUCGCUCCAAGGAGCCCACACCGACAUCUUCUACCGCCAAGGCCAAGGAUGAGGACGAGGAGGGCCGAUCGCCCGCGAAGCGUCUUCGUCAAAACAAGGAGGACGACGUCUCCAAGGGUCGUGCCAUCAUCCACGAUGCCGCCAGCUCCAUUCCCAAGCCUAAGCCCGCUUCUACUGCGACUGCUUCGACCAUUCCUCGACCCAAGUCUGUCCGCCAAUCCAUUAUGAGCCCCACAAGAUCCUCGCUUGCUCGGUCAACAGGCGCAAGAACCCCGGUACGACAGUCGCUGUUCAAGUCCCCCGCUAAAUCGAUCCAGAGUGCGCUGCCUCGACCUACCACUGCAAGCAAACUUCCCACCCUCAAGGAGGAACCUGUCAAGAAUACCGCGAAGCCAUCCGAGAACCAACCAAAAAAGCCUUUGGAGAAGCAGGCUGAGAAGCAGGCCAGCAAGGAGAUCAAGCAACAAAUCGACACCGAGAUGGAGACGCUCAACGAAAAGGAAGCCCAGACACCCCAGCAGACACCCCGGGCUGAUGUCAAGACUCCCACGAGCCGAAUUGCUAGCGCCAAGUCGAUUCUGCGGAGCACCACGGCUAGCACCAUGACAAAGAUCCCUCUGCCCGCCUCUUUUGGUUCCAAAACACCCACGUCCAAGACCCCGACUGCGUCGCGUACAGAGGAGACCGCUACCUCCGCUCAUCUGACUACACCAGGCGGGAGCCUCGCCAAGCACGUGGCAUUCACUCCUGAGACGCAGCGCGCCACUGUCGCUCAAGCGCUAAAAUCCCCCUCUCCCGUCAAGCAGGCUCUUUCCAAGUCCCAGCCCCGCAAGGCACCUGGCCAAGUCUAUUACCCUUCUUUGGACGCCAUCCUGCGCGAGGAACAACUCGACCGGGGCCUUCUCUACCCCGAUGUUACCGAGGAGGCCAAAGCCCGCUCGGUUCAGGAGCCUUCUGCUGUGAAGCAGUUCAAGGCUAACUCCACAACAGUCGAGGCAUCGUCGGCUUCCGACUCCUUCUCAUUCCGCAGUGAACGCACCCUCAACUUUGACAGCGUACCCCGCCCAUCUUUCGGCGCCUCGCCAGGGCAAUCGACCGUUCGCCCUGUUCGCCCAUCUCUCCUCCCGACUGUGUCCGAGUCUAGCAUGCCCGGUAGCUUCCCCGACCCAGAGGAGGUGAUGUCACCCGUGAUAUUGUCACACAAUAAGGAGAAUGAGGCCCCGGCGGACCCAUCGCUCAUCUACCUCGCUCUGCCACACGGUCUCGCCACCAAGAAGCGCAACCGUGUCAGCACCGAUGAAGAAGAACUGGAGAUGGCUGAGCGAGCUUCGAAGAGACAAAAGCAGGAACCGGUGCCGGAGGGGGACGCGCUUCUUGCCCCGAGACUGGUUGGAACCAAGGCUGGUGCCAAGAAGCCGGCUGCAGCGCCGGUCAAGACGAACGGCUCCAGGAAGAGCAUUGCACCCGUGAGCCCUCGUAAGAAUCUCGGUGCUAGGAAGAGUCUUGCUGCUGGCGCCCGGAAGACGGCCGCUGCUUCUGCUUCCGCAACUACUGCCAGCAAAGAGAAAGAGUCACACAGAAGUCCGGUCAAGAAGGCGGCAGCUAAGAUCAGUCUUAGUAGGUUGGAACAGCUCGCCAGGCCAAAGAACCACCCUCGACAAGAAGAAACCGAGACGCCAACCCACCUAAACCUCCUUCCCGCUCCUCCUCCUUCUCCUUCAACAACCGCACUUCAUUUUCAUCCAUCGACUCAGCGAUUCAUAACCAUCCUGAUUCAACCCCCAAAUCCCAGUCAAGAUCCAACAGCGGCGGCAACGGCAUCCACAACCCUUCUGUUCCCACCACCGCCACCACCACCACCGCAGCGACCAGCAGCCAACCCCCAAAACAACAACAAUCAUUCACUUGUGUGUGGCGAAGUGGUUCUGCGCGGAGAGGAGUGCGUUGAAGAGGAAGAGGGGCUUGGAGAUGGGGAUAAGGAGGAAAGGGAGAACGUUGUGGUGAAGAAGGGGUUGGAGAGGAUUGAUAGAGUAGAUGGAGGGUUGACGAGACAGAGGUGGGAGAUGAGGGAGGGCGGCAAGGAGAGGGAGAGGAAGAAGGAGAAAGAGAAGUCUAGGAAUGGUGGUAAGGGUGGUUUAUCGUCGUUGAGGAGGGGGGCGGUGGAUGACAGUUCAUUGACCAGAGACGAGAUGGCUUCAGACUCUGGCUCAGGCAAACCCGAGACUAUCUAUGUCAACAUCUUUGAUCCUGUUGGUCGAGAGGCGUUUAGACCGGGUUUGAUGAAGCCGAUACCGGAUUGGAUGCAGACUGGAGAGCGGGAACAUCUCGAUCACAAAACCGGGACUAUCAACUCGAGGCAUGAUAAGUCCAGAGAAACAAUUUCAACGCCGCGACCCAUCAGUCAAGGAUUAUCCGAGAGUUCGUCUACCACUACAGUUAUUCAAACACCACCUCAGCCAACAGCCACUCACGCUUUAACCCGUCGACAAUCAGGCGCAAUUUCACCCCGCGCAACAAGCCCAGCGCCGUCCAAUGAAGCUAUAUCGCGGCCCUCCUCAGUCCUUGGCCGACGAACUCCCAAUCUUCGCACCGGCACUUCCUUCGUGAGCGAACAACCGCUCAUCGUCCCUUCUAUGUCCUCCAGCCAUCCCAAGGAAACAACCAAAAACUCAGCCGAAAACUCAGCCAGCGACUCGUGGCCCUCAACAGACUCCAAUCUCUCCUCAAAUCCCACUACUUUCUCUUACAACAAUCAAUUUGAAACCCUCUCCCGUCCUUCAUCCGUCCGAAACGUCGCCACCAUUUUCGAACGAGGCAUCGCGAGCAAAGACCAGCGCCACACACCUACCAACCAACCACUCCCUCUCCUACGCGUCCUCCAACAGCCCUAUCAUCCACUGAGUCCCACCAGCUCCGAGACUGGCUUUCCCUCUUCUCCGCCUCAUCUCCAACCAAGCAGCCUAGCAAAAAGACAGCAGAGAGCACAAACCCACGAGCUCGGGGCAGCAAGUCUGCCGAAGCCAAUCCAGAUCUGGAGAGGUGGCCAGGCAGGACAAAAAUCACAAAUCAACCGGCUGGGCUCCGCAACCGUUUCGAUACCGGUUGUAUCCACUAGCUCCGAGUAUCUGGAGCGGUAUCAGCCUGCCAAGGCUUCUACAAGUCUUCUUUCUUCUUCUUCCUCCUCGACACAGGUGACUCGGUCGUCAGUACGCUCGAUUCGGGCGGGUGGACCUGGUGUGAGCGCAAUUACGAGGGGGUGGAAGGGACAACUCAGUAACACCACAUCUUCGGGAGAAACUGAGAGAUGUUUAAUGGCAAAUCGAGUUUCGGUGUACUCGACUUCUCAACCACCGUCGUCAUUUGUGCAAUCAACAUACCAAAGUGGGAAGAGAACCUCCAUCCGGAGGUCUGUGUCCCAUUCGAUACGUCGAGAAGGGGCUCUUGAUGAGGGGGUGGGAGUAGGUGUAGAAGUAGGGUAUUCCUCUCAUCAAGUAGAGCCGUAUUCAGCUGCGAACGGACAAGCAACAAUCCGCCGGUCGAUAUCGCACUCUCUACGCAGGGAAGGAGCGCAUGAUCAUGGACAAACUCACCACUUCACAUCCCACUCUCAGUCACCUCAGUCACCAACUCUGCCGCCGAGAAGCCUACCAUACAGUAGUACCCGCAACAGUUCGCCCAACGGUCCCACAUCUCCCACUCCACUUAACAUCACCGUCCAAAGAAAACUGACCAGGAACAACAGCAAGGGGGAACCAACUAUCGGGAAACCGGUGGUAACCGCUGCUUCUACCAGUGCCAAAGAAACAGAAGGAGCAAUCUCAUCGUUGGAAUCGUCUCCUGGCACAGGAACGAGGGAGGAAAAAGGAGGAGGAGGAAGUUCGGCACUGAAAGCAUAA
Molecule: messenger RNA, 4632 nt
Organism: Neurospora tetrasperma FGSC 2508
Lineage: Eukaryota; Fungi; Ascomycota; Sordariomycetes; Sordariales; Sordariaceae
Exons: 6
Coding region: 1-4632 (1543 amino acids)
Source: RefSeq, a predicted model, not a curated record